Molecule: messenger RNA, 744 nt
Organism: Cladophialophora bantiana CBS 173.52
Lineage: Eukaryota; Fungi; Ascomycota; Eurotiomycetes; Chaetothyriales; Herpotrichiellaceae
Exons: 4
Coding region: 1-744 (247 amino acids)
Source: RefSeq, a predicted model, not a curated record
AUGGGAAGCCAACAAUUUGAAUGCUGCUAUCUGACUUUGGCGAGACUGACUUACACGACUUCACAACUAGUAUCGCACGCUGCCCUAGCCAAUCUGCAGGCACUAUUGCUCCUCUCUGCAAGACACAUGGCAGCUCAGAAUGCGAAUUAUGAUGAAGUUUCUGCAAGAUACUGGCAGAGUUUCGCAGUAAGGAUCAUUGAAAAAGCGAAGGAAAACUUGCAAUACUCGUUGCGGCGCGAGACCAGAGGUGCCAAUGCCGCCAAAUAUAAAGACCGACGUAUGGCAACUCUCGCCAUGCUGACAUAUGCCAUUGGCAAAACGAACCAUUUCACGAAAGGCAAUGGAAUCGUAUCAUAUUAUACAUGGACCGGGAUAGUGGAAGAAAGUACUUUCGUGCUGCGCAAGUAUGAUACGACCAGGUCGAAAGUGACUGUUGAAUCUAUGAGACAAUCGGUCAAAGACUUGCAAAUGGAUCAAGCUCGAGGGACCCGAUCGCACGCUCAGCAUCAAACAGGGCCCUAUCCUCGCCUGGACGACUUUCCUCGACUCGAAACGCCAACUUCGGACAGCGAUAUCGAAGCUGUUGCGGAAAAGGAUAACGAAACCGGACAGCAUGCAAACGUCAUUGAGAGUUUGGAGGUCGACAAGGAAGGACACGAUAUCAGAUUCACGGAGCUCCUCGAGAGACGAAAGCAGCGAUUGGGAAAUAUGCUUGUCAAAACUAAGAAUGGAGAUCGCCCGUAA